This is a messenger RNA of Bemisia tabaci, 1813 nucleotides long. Its product is annotated as ras-related C3 botulinum toxin substrate 1. Gene Ontology annotation, molecular function: GTPase activity; GTP binding. Gene Ontology annotation, biological process: small GTPase-mediated signal transduction. The record is from RefSeq and is a predicted model, not a curated record. NCBI's taxonomy places the organism in Eukaryota, Metazoa, Arthropoda, Insecta, Hemiptera, Aleyrodidae.
CCCUCCUGGCUCCUAAGUUAAUUUUCGUCGCCUUCAUGAAUACCGUAACAAAGUGAAUUCCUUCAAUUGUAAUAAUUAUUAUCAUUGAGUGUUUGUGAUAUUGGGAUAAAAUAGGAAUAAUAUGCAGGCUAUAAAGUGUGUUGUCGUCGGCGACGGUGCCGUCGGUAAAACAUGCCUGCUAAUCAGUUACACAACAAAUGCCUUCCCAGGAGAAUAUAUUCCAACAGUCUUUGACAAUUAUUCUGCAAAUGUCAUGGUAGAUGGCAAACCAAUCAAUCUAGGACUCUGGGAUACUGCAGGUCAAGAAGAUUACGACAGAUUGCGGCCUCUUUCUUACCCACAGACAGACGUUUUCCUGAUAUGCUUUUCACUAGUUAAUCCAGCAUCAUUUGAAAAUGUUAGAGCUAAAUGGUAUCCAGAAGUACGGCAUCACAGUCCUACAAAACCAAUCAUACUGGUCGGCACAAAGCUGGAUCUACGUGAGGACAAAGAAACGAUAGAGAAAUUGAAGGAAAAGAAACUUGCACCUAUUCAAUACCCACAGGGUCUAUCCAUGGCAAAAGAAAUUAAGUCUGUCAAGUACCUUGAAUGCAGUGCUUUAACGCAAAAAGGUCUUAAAACAGUUUUUGACGAGGCAAUCCGAGCUGUGUUAGUUCCUCCACCUCCGAUGAAAAAGCAGAAGCCAUGUGUGCUUCUGUAACAAAAAUCUUCUCGUUAAACAUCCUGCAUCCCGCCUCUCCUUUACUUAAUUGUACAUUUUCUCUUUUUUCCACUUAUUACUCUUGCUCUCCGCUUUGAACUAGAUUAUAAUUUUGUAACAAAUUGUUGUUUAUACAAAUCUGAAAAUUUUGUCUCCUGAAUUUUCCUAAUUUUGACCAUCAAUUCCUGAGCAUUGAAUUUUUAAACUUGGACUUACUAAUUUUGUCAUUAUUCACCAUUGGCGGAAUGCUCACCUAAUCAAUGUUCAAAGUAGUAAACAAAGUGUGCUGUCGCCUCACACAAAGAGUCUAGCAAAGUAUAUAAGUUGCCUGUAUGCAUGAAUAUUAAGGGUGCUGUGCAAUAUCAGCUAAGCAAAGAUGAACCAACUGCUUAACUGAAAUUUCACAAUAUUUUCAGAAAUGAACCUCAUGAAAUUCAUUAGAAAUACAUGUUCACUGCAAUGAGACGGAAUUGAUCUUAUUAAGCAACUUAAAGUCAAAAAUAGUGAAGGAUAUGAUGGGUCAAGGACAAAAGUGUCGUUUCUCUGUUAUUUCAUUACAAUGUUAUACAUAUAUAUAUAUUUUUUAAUUUUACUAUUCCAUUUGCUGGCAAUGCAUUUUUUAUUGUUAAACCCAUUCUUCUGGGACCCGGGCCUCAAUCUUUUACACGACCCCUGAUGGUUUGAAUGAUUUUAUUUUCUCCACUUAAAAUUGAGUGUAUAAAGGCAAGUGGUUAAAGGUUGCUGAAAGUGAGCUUAAGGCUCAUCCUCAUCAUAAGCACUUUUUUGCUUAUUUAUUAUUUAUUUUCAAGGAAGAGAAGGAUAUGUAUAUAGGGCCCGCUUUGCAAUGGAAAGAACUUAAAACCCUUUAUUCUAAUGUUUUGAAAGACCUUCACAAGAGAAUUUGAGACUAUUAUGAGGUGUGCCAGUUAAGAUUUAAUAAUCUUCAGAAACACAUUUUUUCGUACAAUUUCUCUUUAAAAACCAAUAUUAUUCUUGCAUACAACAUUUUCUAAUCGCCCCCUCAACUGCUAGUAUUAACUGAAAUAAUAGCUUUCACUAAACUACAGCUCUCUUUCUUGAAAUGUGUGAAAGAAGCUCAUAUCAACACGAAAA